Molecule: messenger RNA, 1560 nt
Organism: Lycium barbarum (goji berry)
Lineage: Eukaryota; Viridiplantae; Streptophyta; Magnoliopsida; Solanales; Solanaceae
Exons: 6
Coding region: 101-1351 (416 amino acids)
Source: RefSeq, a predicted model, not a curated record
GCUGCAUUCCCCAUAAAUAGGGUACGGAAAAGGUUCAAAAGAGGGAAAGCGCGAAAGAAAAGUGGGAAAGGCUUUCAAUCACAAUCCUUGAUACGUAUGUAUGGAUUUCUCAAGUUGCCCUAUCUGUAAUCUCUCCGUUCUCACCCUUGAACUCCAAAGGCACGCAAACAGCCAUUUUGACGAUGAAGAUAUUGCUAAAGACUUCGAAUUGGCUCAAGAAAUUGCCCUUGCCCCUUCAAGUCCAACUUAUUUCCCCGUUGAUGAUGCCAUGGAAUGUGAAACUAGUUCUCGACAGAAUCAGGAGAGAAGUUCUUUGAGGUAUGAGGCCAAAAAUCGCAAUCCUGGAGAGAAAGAUAUAACUGAAACAAUAAGGAUUUUGGCUAGUGUGCAGAUCAAGGAAACCUGCCCUCAGAUUGGACAAGGCUUGAUGGAUUUGUUGAGGAACUGUUUAGAGUUGGAGACUGAAAAGACCACCACCAUUUUGUGUGGUUAUGUUGAUCAUUUCCAAAGCAGCCCUUCAGAGGAUUUUGGGUGGGGUUGUGGGUGGCGUAAUAUCCAGAUGCUUAGUUCUCACUUGCUUAAGCAACAACAAGAAGCAAGGGAGGUCUUGUACGGAGGUUCAGGAUUUGUGCCUGACAUCCCUUCACUCCAAAGAUGGCUUGAAAUUGCUUGGAAAAGAGGCUUUGAUAAACAGGGUUCAGAAGACUUUGAUCAAGCAAUUUAUGGCAAAAGAAAAUGGAUUGGAACAACAGAAUGUGCUACGCUCUUCCGUUCAUUUGGUCUUCGUGCCAGGAUAGUGGACUUUGUUAGCCGGGAGAUAGUCAUUAGGUCAAGUGGAGUUGGCAAGUGUGUGGGCAAGAUGACACCGCAGGUUUAUGGACCAAUGGAUAGAUAUCUCUCCAAAGAGAAAAAUGAUGUAUCCAAGGCUGUUUCGAUUUCGGAUGAUGUAAAGGCUAAGCCUAAGGUCCAGCAGGCACUCAUUGAUUGGGUGUGGAAUUACUUCUCUGACAAUAGAUCCAGGAAAUCCGGCAAUCAUGGGAUCUUAGUCAGUCAGAAAGCGCCGUUGUACUUCCAGCAUGAUGGCCACUCAAGAACCAUUGUUGGGAUUCAAAUUAAAUGUCAGGGAAAUGGGUCGAUGCAGUACAAUCUAUUGAUCUUUGAUCCAGGUCAUCCAACAGAAUCCCUGGCAAGAUCUCUUAAAGGAAACUCAGGUUGGCAAAAGCUAAUAAAAAGAGGUGUCCACACUCUAAAGAAGCCACUAUAUCAGUUGUGUUUUAUUGAUCCUGGAAUUGCCUCUCCGGAGGAGAUUGAAAACCUAAAGAAUCUACACAGCGUCCGUGUUGAAGUUUAGUCCUAAAAUCUAAAGGAUGUACAAUUUCCAACCUGGAUUUCAGACAGAUAACUUAGAGUGGUGCUCUUAGCAUUGCAUGUAUCAAUUCAGCGUACUCGUCAUUUGGAGAUGAAAUAUAAAAUCUGUUUUACCAUAUGGUUUCUGAAAAUAUUAGCUACUGUGACACUAAGCUCUUGUAGCUAUUAAAUGAGAAAAAGGUUUUGGAGGUA